Lactuca virosa is the source of this 759-nucleotide messenger RNA. NCBI's taxonomy places the organism in Eukaryota, Viridiplantae, Streptophyta, Magnoliopsida, Asterales, Asteraceae. The record is from the annotation of a GenBank genome assembly.
AUGGAACAACAGGGGGACAUCGAAGGUUCUGGAUCCAGUUCUAGCUUCAGUUUCUACACUUCUGAUACUUCAACAUCCAUGGCUAUCGCCAAAGUCAUCCGUGAAGAACAGGCAGCUCGAUUUAACGAAUUUGGGGAUUCCGAUGAAGACGAUUUUAGAUUCUCAUUGGAUUUAAGUGAAGAAGAAGUUUCAGCAAAAGAGAUCGAUUCGCGAGGUUGGAAUGUUUUUCCUAUUUUCAAUCGCGCUCUUCUCGUGAAAGAUGAAGUUAAAUCGAAGGAUAAUGAGAUUCAUGCUUCUGAUUCUAUCACCAGUUCAUUACAGAAGCUGUUCAUUGAUGAACCAGAAGAAUCUUCAUCGUGUUCAUCAUCAGAAGCCGACGAAUUGGAAGUUCUACCCUCUGGAACUUACUGUGUGUGGAGGCCUAAGACGGAAGGUGGAUCGUCACCUGUUAUGACUAAAAUCAAGAAGAGCAGUUCUACGGGGUCUCUAUUGAAGAAGUGGAAGCUCCGGUAUAUGCUCCGGCGAAGCAACAGUGAAGGGAAGGAUCCUGUGGUGUUGUUAACUCCUAAGCAAAAGAGGAAUUCCGGUGAGGUUUCCAAAGUCGCCGGGAAGUUGAAGGCUCAAACUCCCGUUCAUGAGCUAUUUUACGUGCGAAAAAGAGCAGAAAAUGAAGUCGGAAAGCGGAAAUCGUUUCUACCUUAUAGGCAAGUAGGGCUGUUCACAAAUGUCAAUGGAAUGGCGAAGAUGCUUCCAUUCUAG